This is a messenger RNA of Trypanosoma conorhini, 885 nucleotides long. RefSeq names its product casein kinase. NCBI's taxonomy places the organism in Eukaryota, Euglenozoa, Kinetoplastea, Trypanosomatida, Trypanosomatidae. The transcript has a single exon. The annotation marks the transcript as partial. Gene Ontology annotation, cellular component: nucleus; cytoplasm. Gene Ontology annotation, biological process: signal transduction; peptidyl-serine phosphorylation; endocytosis. Gene Ontology annotation, molecular function: protein serine/threonine kinase activity; ATP binding. The record is from RefSeq and is a predicted model, not a curated record.
CGCGGCACAAACAUCCAGACCGGCGAGCCCGUGGCCAUCAAGCUGGAGCAGGUGAAGACGCGCCACCCGCAGCUGGCCUUCGAGGCCCGAUUCUACCGCAUUCUCAACGCUGGCGGUGGGGUCGUGGGCAUCCCCAACAUCCUGUUCUACGGCGUGGAGGGCGAGUUCAACGUGAUGGUGAUGGAUCUGCUGGGGCCCUCACUCGAGGACCUCUUCAGCUUCUGUGGUAGGAAACUCUCGCUGAAGACCACGCUGCUGCUGGCCGAGCAGAUGAUCGCGCGCAUCGAGUUUGUUCACAGCAAGAGCGUCAUCCACCGCGACAUCAAGCCGGACAACUUCCUGAUGGGCACCGGGAAGAAGGGACACCACGUCUACAUCGUAGACUUCGGCCUCGCCAAGAAGUAUCGCGACCCCCGCACGCACCAGCACAUCCCGUACAAGGAGGGGAAAAGCCUGACCGGGACGGCGCGGUACUGCUCGAUCAACACGCACCUCGGCAUCGAGCAGAGCCGCCGUGACGACCUGGAGGGCAUCGGCUACGUCCUGAUGUAUUUCUUGCGGGGCUCGCUGCCGUGGCAGGGCCUGAAGGCGCACACGAAGCAGGAAAAGUACGUAACUAUCGCAAGGUGUAAAAUGUCCACCUCCUUAGAAACGCUGUGCAAGGGGUUCCCGGCGGAGUUCGCCGCGUACCUCAACUACACCCGAAGCCUGCGCUUCGAGGACAAGCCGGACUACAGCUACCUGAAGCGGCUCUUCCGAGAGCUCUUUGUCCGGGAAGGGUACCACCCAGACUACGUGUUCGACUGGACGUUGAAGCGCAUUCAUGAAAGUUUGCAGGACCAAAGCAGAGAUGUCUCGCAAGACCAAAACCAAAAGGACAGCUAG